AUGGUGGGCACUAUGAUCGAGAACUCGAGCAGUAGUACCGCCAGUAGCAGCAGCACCAGCAGUGGUUGUGCCGGCGCGGCGCCCCGCUCGGCCGCCUGCCUCAAGCGCGCCGGACCCUUUGCCGUUCCCGAAGCCGUAGCGUGGCUGGACCAUGUGACUCUGGAGCUUAAUACAGACACCACAGGCGGCAAGACGCAAUAUCAACUCACUAUGAAGUACACGCCCAACCAGCAGAAGCUCGAAUCUUGCGCCUCAUGGACCGUCAGUCGCAGCUUCGAUGAGUACAGGGCCUUCCAGAAGCGCUUGCUUAAGCGCAUGCAGCACGGCCACUCGUGUGGCGCCGAGUGCAAGUGGCUAUACAAAGUGGUCAAGCACUAUUUCCCACAGAAGUCGCUCUUCUGCAACAAUUGCCCAAAAGUGGUGGCGGCUCGGCAACAGACUCUUAUCCGCUGUCUAACCACAGUGCAAGCCUCACUUGUGAACCGUGGCAACCACAGCUGCCGCGUGCUUGUACAUGACAUGGCGGCCGAGUUCAAUCGCUUCGUGGCUAAAGGCAUGAAGGAUAUGGAGGCGAACGCCAUCACGGACGACUCGGCGUCGUCGGAACUCAGUGCCAUCACACGCGACUCACUAGAUUCGCUCGACUCGGAGAGCGAGGAUGACAGUGACUCAGAGGAUGAAGAGGAAGAGGAGGAGAGCGACUGUGACGCCUGCCACAGUCGACACGUCGUAUGCCGCACGCACAGCAACCUCAAGGCAUGA
Molecule: messenger RNA, 762 nt
Organism: Phytophthora nicotianae INRA-310
Lineage: Eukaryota; Oomycota; Peronosporomycetes; Peronosporales; Peronosporaceae
Exons: 1
Coding region: 1-762 (253 amino acids)
Molecular function (GO): phosphatidylinositol binding
Source: RefSeq, a predicted model, not a curated record